Messenger RNA from Habropoda laboriosa, 6277 nucleotides. RefSeq lists its product as uncharacterized. The record is from RefSeq and is a predicted model, not a curated record. The transcript has 10 exons. Lineage: Eukaryota; Metazoa; Arthropoda; Insecta; Hymenoptera; Apidae. Bases 134 to 6277 code for a protein of 2047 amino acids.
ACCAACAUUCAUUUAAACAUCCAUUACACAAACCAUAAAUUUACAAGUAUAAUAGUAACAUAACUUAAAUAGCAAUGGAAAAGUAAACACCAUAGUUUUUCAUUACUGUUAUCCUUUGCUUCAUUCGGCCAGAAUGUCUAAAGCUUCCUUAAAAACCAAACCAUCCAACACACGAUCUGGAUCACAGCAUAAGAGGAAACAGCAAGAGCAGGAGAAGAUCCUAAAACCUUUUGACUUCUGCUGUUCACUUGAUAAUAUUGAUUCAUUAACAAAAUAUGAUAGACUUAAGACACAUUUCAAACAUUCAUUGACUUCUGUACAUGCAAUAAAUGAGAGUCCAACUUUAAAAUUACGGACACAAUUUACUGGAAAUGUAGAUCCUGAAAUAAGGAAAAGAAAUCCUAAAAGAAGCCAGUUUGAAACUGGAGAUUAUAAGCAUAAAAAUUAUAUGAAUUCAAGAUAUAGAUCUCAAUUGAGUAGUUCACAUGUUUCUGAAAAUUUAUAUACCAAAAGGACGGAUAAUAAGCUUCAAGGACCAUUGGGCUGGUAUUUGGAAAAUGAAACUGCAACAGGAAAAAACAAACUAUGGAAUAGAAAGCAAAAAGCAUAUAAUGAAGAAAUGGAUAGAAAUACUGAAAUUGGGAAGAAAAAAAUACAAUCUGAAAUACAAUAUCAAGUAAAUAUGUAUCCACGGUGGUAUCAAGAUUUUUCUAUUAAACAAAUAAAGGACUUAGGGAUGUUACAAUGUACAAUGAAAAAGGAUUGUGAAGAAAUGGUAACAGGACGUACUCAAAGAACACUUAUAUCAAUUGGAAUUACAUCUACAUUUUUUACACUUGCACCAAAUGUUAUUAGAAAAUUACAGGAAUCUUCAAAUUGCGAUGUAAUCGAAUUUUUAAGAGAAAUUUACAAGGCAUUAACAGGAAAUUAUUUUGAAGAAGAAGGAUACAAAGAUUUACCAGAAACUAUUAUGGAGCUAUAUAAACGUUUGCCUCCCGUGACAAUGCCAAAAUUACGUCCAAAACCUAUUCCACCAACAAUAUCAAUAAGACAAAAAAUGGAAUCACCAUAUGAGGAAGAACUCUUUACAAGACCAGAUUGGGUAUCUUAUUACAAUCGGUUACUGCGUUGGCAAAAAAUGCGCGAAUUAACACCAAUACCAAAUGUAAUAUUACCUCCCAAAGAUUGUAUUUCAAGUAAUUAUAAAAAUGGAAGGGAUAAUCUUAAUGGUGAAGAAAUUCGAAGUAAUAAAUUAGAAAAUAUUGUUCAAAAUAAUCAAUUAGUUCAUGUUAAAAACAAUUCUCCUGAUCAAACAAGACAAAGUCGCAAUAUCUCUAUUAAAAGAAAACAAGAACAAAAUAUUUCUGUUGAUACAAAGCAGAAGUAUGAUACUCCAGUCAAAGUGGAACAAAAGACUAUUGUUAAAAAAUUCAGUAAUAUACCAACUACUAAACGCACUAAUGUUUCUACUAAUGAUUUAACAAAUUUUAUUGAAUUAAAACAAGAUGAAGACAGUUAUAAUAAGAAUCAAGAUGAAACAUCAAAACAGGAGGACAUAAUAAAUAACAUAAUAGAUAAAGAAGAGAAAGUAAAUCAUGAUUCAGAAAAAUCUGCUGCUCUUGAUAUUCCACCUUUGUAUGGUGAAAAUAGACUAUUUGAUUUUACAAUUAAUGGAAUUUGCGAAAAUACGGGUCCAGUGGAAUAUAAGAUAUGUGGAGUUUUACAGCCACCUCAGCCAAAUAAGAAAUCUUGGCUUGGUAAGAAACAUGUACAUUACAUAAUAUCUGGGGCUUCUGACGAACCACCAACUUGUCCUGUAACGUAUGAAAUGACCGGCGUUGCAAACGUAACACCAUCUAAUAGCGAUGAAAGAUUCUUGGCAGUGCUAAAACUUGGAGAUGGGCCGAACAAAAUUUAUCCAAGCGGUAGAAAGAAUUUGUCUCGUCAUUGGCAAGAAUGGCUGCAAAACGUGGAUGAAGAAUUUCGGAAAGUAGAAAGAGAUGCGAACAAAAUGAUAAAGAACAUAGAAGCUAUAACAAAACUAGUGUUUCCACAACCUACAUGUGACAGCUGUUGCUCUUGCAGGCAAACCAGAAAAUCAUAUGUAAAGGCAAAGGAAACAAAAGCACCUUAUUUCGUAAUAGAUACCAUAACUGAAGACGAUAAUCGAAACCAAUAUAUUGUAGGCUCAAUGGCAAUGCAUUCUCCUGCACCAACACCUCCAGAAUCAUCGGUGAAUUUACUAGAAAUUAUAGCUUCCGAAGAUGUACUCACAACGAAUCUUGUAAUAAGUGGUGUAACACAUGAAACAGGUGAAACGCAAUAUUUCAUUUCGGAUUCUAAAAAAGAGGUGAUACGCGUACCAGCACGAGUUGUAGAACGUCCACCACCUAGACCACCUAGAAAUGUCCCACCAUGUGUGUGUGCAAUUCAACAAAUAUUUAAUAAGAGCUUAAGCCCAACAUUAAGUCAUGAUAAUAUACCAUGGACAAAAGAUGAUGGAUUAUGUUUUGGAAAAAAAUUUAGACCUCAAGAAUCUCCUGCAUAUUCUUGUAAAAUGUAUCCAGGUGAUAAGUCGUGUAGAAGAAGUCCAUUUAUGAAUGAAAUAACUCGAUUAAAAAAAAAAGCUGAAAAGGAAAAACGAAAAGAAUUAAAAGGUAACUCCACUUCAGAAAAGAAAAUGUAUAGUAUUGCAGACUUUCCACCCUGUGGAGAUGAACAUGGUAUGGGUAUCUGUGGAGGGCCCUGGGGUGCUUUGCAUACCUUAACUCCAGAAGAACUGGCAGAACAAGAACGAAUACGAAAACAAAUACUCAGAGGCCCCCCUUGUGGAACAAAGCCUGGACGAGCAGUCUGUAAAGGUCCGUUUGGAGAGCGAAUACCAUUGAAACCACCACAGAUACAUAUAGAUGAAGAAAUUCCAGGAGAAGAAGAGGUUGAAGAAGAAGAAGAAGUAGAGGAAGAAGAGGAGGCAACCAAGAAAGUUCCUGUGAAGGAAGAAAAAAAAAAAGAAAGGAAGCGCGAUACAAAAUGUUAUAUGAGUCCAGACUCUAUAGCAGGCAGAAGAACGUUAGUGGAGAGGAAAGUUGAAAAAUUCAUUCCUGAUCCCAACUAUCCUGGCUAUGAUGAUCCUUGGAAUAUAUUUCGUACAGCACCAUCGCAAAAAGAAUCCGAAACUGACUUUAAAACGUUAUUAAAACUUAGUUCUCCAAAACCACCAGCAACACCUGUGCCUUCUAAGGCAGUAAUAGAUGAAAGUGAAGAAUCUCCACCAGAUAAAAGUAUUUCGAAAUCCUCUUUAAAAAAAAACAGUUCGAAAGUCUCCGCCGUUUCAAAACAAGUUUCAGUAUCUAGACAAGUUUCAAAAAAACAAAUUCCAGGAAGAUCUAAAAGCGAGUUAAGAACGACUAAAAUAAAAUCAAGAUUAAAAUUAGACGACGAGAAAGAAACUCAGAGCAUUAAGAGUAAAAAAAUAUCCGAUAAAACAAUAAUAAGUGAUGUUAAAACGGAAGAUAAAAAAUUUCUAAAAUCAGCAAGGAGUAAAAGCAAUCAAAGGAUGGAUGUAAAACCUGUGUCUUCUAGGUAUGAGAAAAAAGGAAGUCAAAGAUCAAAAACUACAGCAUCUGAAACUGACAGAAAGUCAUCUACACAUGUAAGUUCUGGUCAACUUAGUAAAAGAUCUAAAGAAAAAUCACGUGAUUUAUCAAGCGUCAGUAUUGACAAACAAGAGCAGAAAGGAAAAAGAAUGAAACAAUUAAGUAGCAAAUCACUUGUAGGGACAAAUAUUAAGAAGAAGAAGGUAAGUAGACAAUUCAGUGCAAGGAAAAAGUCAGUAAAACGAGAUAGAAAGAAAGAUAUGCAGAUUGACGAGGAUGUAGACCCUGAAACACAACACAGAAACAAAAUACAAGAAUUAAAAAAUAUGAUGAAAUCUUCUGAAAACUAUCCCUAUGAUGUUAAACCAGUAGAAAUAUCAGAAAAAGGUGCAACAAAAUGUAAAGUGGAGUAUGUAGAUUCAGAAAUUGUACCUACUUUUGUGCAGAAAAAAGAGGAUGCAGAUGCUCAAUUGCCAAGCAAAGGUACUUGUGGCUGGAAAACAAAGUCAGAACAAAAUUUACCAACGAAAAAAACUUUAGUUUAUCUCACGGAUCCAGAUUACCCUCCAGAAACAGUAGAACUAAGGUCAGGCGGAAAACCAUGCACUUGUCGGGAAAACCGGGCUACUAAGAAAAUAUUAAUGUACAAUAUUAGCGGACUUAUAGGUAGUAAAAAAGAAAAUGACGAUGAAAAGAAAUUAUUAGGAAAAAAGAAAGAUGAUGAUAAAAAGAUGCAAGUUAUAGAUGGUGUCAUUUAUUACACUCCACCGCCAAGUCCUCGUAGAAGUGAAGAAUAUGUACCUGAGUAUGAUCUUUAUGAAUCACCAUAUGAUAUGUGCCUUACGAAACGUAAAGAUGAAAAUCUGAAAUUUAUUGAACAAUAUGGUAGACCUAAAGUGUCGGAAACUGUAAAGGAUAGAGAUUCUUGUGGUUGCAAUGAAUACGUAGAUACAUAUGGUAUUCAACUUACAGAUGGAAAUGACGAAAAAGUUCGAGCGUUGAAAGAAUUCGAUAAAACUAGAGAAACGUUAAUAAACGCAAAACCACCGAAAGAACGUUGGAGCCUAGCGCUUAAAGAUCCAGGGUUAAUUGAUUACUAUACACGUUGCAGGGAUAGCAUGCCUUGUUGGUUGAAAUGUACUAAGUUUAAUAAAGUGGGUUGUGCUAUACCACAUAAAAAACUUAAAACAAAAAGACCAGUUUGUGAAUGUAAGUAUGAGAGAAAAGUACUUGAAUAUAAAGAGGAGAAAGUGAAAUGCAAAGAACGCCAAAAACGAUUAAAAUCUUUGAAAAAGCAACCGUACAAAAAUGUUACGGAUAUUUCUAAACCAUUGAUACCAAAUACAAAGUUAAUGAUAUCAGGUGUAAGAAGAAUUCCAAGGGACGAUGAAUAUAUAGACGAUAUUAAAUAUUGUAUAACUGGCGUUGCUGAAAAUUAUUCCCAUUUACCGCCCAAAGAAAUAGUAGGUGGUAUAAACAUGGCUACACCUAUUCAGACACCUGAACCAAGUGAACAGGAAAUACCAUGUGUUUGCUUGCAUCGACAUUGGUCAGCUAUAAAAGUUCCUCCUGGACCACUGCCAAAGCCAGAAGAAAUUAUGCUUGCUGAAAAGAAACGAAGACAAGAAGCAGUAAUAGAAGCAUUCCGUGAAAUUUACGCUCCUCAACCAGUAUAUCAUACACAUGACGAUCAUAGUUGUAAAGAAAAGUGUAAUGAGGCAGAAGAUGAUGAAGAGGAUAAAGCAACAUUAAAGGACAAAGAAUUUGUUCAGGAUGGCGAUAACAUUGUAGUAUCGCGUUCUCAAACACCUGUUGUAGGUAAAAACGGAUUGACACAACGUUUUCAACAAGCAAAGCAGUACAUUAGAUCAACUAUUGAUAAUCCUUCAACUAAAAUUGAGACUAAAAGAGAAGCAAUACAAAAGAUUUCUGAAAUUAAAGCACUGAGUUUGGACAAGGGAAGUAAAGAUAAAAAUGUAAUAACGCAAAAAACUUCUGAAAUUAAAACAAGACAUUCAUUUAAGGAAGGUAAAAAUGAAACAAGUGAACAAACCUAUUUACAGACUCCUCAAAAGUCUGACUAUAGAGAAGUAAUUGGUGAGAGACAAUUGCAAAGUGAUGCAACUGAAUUAAAUACAGAAAAUAUAGAUAUUUCUAAUGAAGAUGUUGAUCCUACUGACAAUUCUAUAAUGGCCAUAGUAAAGAUCGAAUUAAAGAAAAUGGCAGUAGAAGGAUUUUUGUUUGCAAAAUUACCAAAAUGCUUUUUAAUGCCACAGUUACGAUUUUGGUUGAUGUAUAGAAAAGGAAUAGUUCUUAGUGAUGCAUAUAGAAGAAAAUCAGUACGCAAUAGUAUUAAGAUGUGGAAUAUGUUAGAUGUUUUAACUACUAAAUCCAUAAUAGUACCUCCACCGUUAAAACUGACGAAACUUCAGCUUAGAAAAUUGACUUAUGAUAAUGCAUUGGAAAUGAAAGAAAAGAUCGCGAAGAAAAAAACUAUAUUUUACAGCGAAGUUCGAAAGAAACGUGUAUUGUAUGCACGAUCAAUGUGGGAUUCUAUGCAAUAUGGAAAUUUCCCAACAAUAUGGUUUAAACAAGCGUAUUUUACUUAUAUGGCUAAUAAAGAAGCCGAUGGUCAUGUUUUUAAACCGUGGCUUCCUUCUGAAGUACGCGAAAUGAACUAA